This is a messenger RNA of Gallus gallus (chicken), 3512 nucleotides long. It is a transcript of the gene ACCSL, whose product is annotated as 1-aminocyclopropane-1-carboxylate synthase homolog (inactive) like. NCBI's taxonomy places the organism in Eukaryota, Metazoa, Chordata, Aves, Galliformes, Phasianidae. The record is from RefSeq and is a predicted model, not a curated record. Gene Ontology annotation, molecular function: transaminase activity; pyridoxal phosphate binding. The transcript has 15 exons. Gene Ontology annotation, biological process: biosynthetic process; amino acid metabolic process. Bases 25 to 1428 code for a protein of 467 amino acids.
GGCCGCAGAGCCCCGAGCCCGAGGAUGAGCGGCGGCGGCGCCCCGGCGGGUCCCGGCCCGGCGCUGUCUGCCCGCGGCGCCCGCAUCGCCGCCGGUGUGCCGGGACUGCUGGACGGGGGCUUCGCACUCUACGUCGCCGAUCCCUUCGACCGGGAGCGCAACCCCGAGGGCAUCGUGAACCUGGGGACCAGCGAGAACAGGCUGUGCUUUGAUUUGAUAGAGGAGAGACUCACACGGCCUGACAUGGACUGCCUGGAGCCCGAUCUCUUCCAGUACCCUGACACGCAGGGUGUGAGGAGCUUCAGAGAAGAAAUUGCCAAAUUUCUGACUGACUAUGCCAGAGCCACAAAAGAACUUAGACCAGAACAUAUCACUGUCAUGAACGGCUGCUGUGCUGUUUUUGCCACUCUGUCAACUGUGCUGUGUGACCCUGGUGAUGGCUAUCUUAUUCCAGCUCCUCACUACGGUGGCAUAAAUUCAAAAAUGUGGCUAUAUGGUGGACUGCAGCCUGUGCACGUGCCCUUGUCCAGUGAGGUGACUAACGAAGAAAGUCACCCUUUCCAGUUAACAGCUGAGAAAUUAGAAGCUGCACUACAGAGAGCUGAAAAGCAGGGCAUCAGAGUGAGAGUAUUAGUCCUCAUCAACCCUAACAACCCCUUAGGGGACAUUUACCCAGCGCAGUUGCUGAAGGAAUGCCUUGAGUUUGCACACAGGCAUGAAUUACAUGUAAUAAUGGAUGAAAUCUACAUGCUGUCUGUUUAUGAUGAUACCACCUUCACCAGUGUUCUUAGCUUAGAUAGUCUACCAGAUCCCGAACGAACACAUUUUAUGUGGGGUUUUAGCAAGGAUUUUGGUAUGAGCGGAAUCAGAGUUGGGGUACUGUACACCAGAAAUCAUGAAGUUCAGAAAGCUGUGAAUCAACUAGCUGUCUUCCACAGCUGUCCUGGACCUGUUCAGCAUGUUCUCACUCAAUUCCUUAAGGACAGAGAUUGGUUGGAUAAUGUGUUUUUUCCCACCAAUAAGAGGAGACUUAAGGAAGCACAGAAUCUUCUUGUGGAUAGACUUGCAGACAUUGGAAUACCUGUGCUGAAAAGUUCAGGAGGACUCUAUGUGUGGGCAGACUUCAGAAAAUUCUUAAAAUCACAGACAUUUGAAGCUGAACUUGAACUAUGGCAGAAGCUCCUUGAUAGGAAACUCCUGAUUAGUCCUGGAAAAGCUUUUUAUUGUUAUGAACCUGGAUGGUUUAGAUUGGUUUUCUCUGAUUCCGUAGAUAAGAUUUAUUUAUGUAUUGAGAGACUCCAGCAAAUGCUGCAUACUGAUGAUGCCAAACCAGUUGUAAACAACGCACUGCAGACUCUUCAUGCAGCCCAGAAAAGGAUUCUUCGGGCACACCUUCCAAUACACCACGAGAUGAUGCCUCCCAGAUAAAAAAUAUACUUGUUUUUUAAACUCAUCUCUGCAUUUAAUGACUGAAAUUUAGCAUGCUUACGUUUACUAAAGGAUUACGUGACUUAAGUAUUUCUGGCUGUAACACUGCCUAACAGUCUCACUUUGCUGUGACGUGGCAUUUCUGAUCAUGCAAGCGGACCUGCUGAAUGGAAUUUGGAGAAAUUGGAUCUCCUGGAUAUUCUGAAGUUUGCCCCCAUUAAGCACUGCCUCCAGCUUUAUUCAAUUUCAAGUGUAUUUAGCAUCAGCAAAAAGCAAGAAGUCUUACAUAUAUACUUGGAUGGCAUAUUAUAAAAUACUGAACACACUGGUAAAAAUUAUGCAGAUGACCAUAUGUAGUGGACUGCAUAUUUUAAUCAGAAGACUGCAAGUACUGAAUCAGGUGGUAUUUAAGUUUUGCUAAAUUGUUGUAGCUGGCAAAAUGUAUAUAAGGGAUACUGUCAAUAAUUAAAGAUUUUCUAAAUGCCCGUAAUGCUCCAAAACCAGCAGUAUAAUGCUAACACAGGGUUAAAUCUCAAGUUCUUAAAUAACUCACUACAUGCAUACGAGAUGUGUGCCCAUGCUCAGCAUGUUGCAGCAGUUAAUCCUAAAGUGACAUCACUCCUGGCUUUUGCACUUUGUCACGAUUCCUGGUUGCUGCUCUAUCAAAUUACCAAGCAUCAAAAAGUACAAAUGACAGUCCUUAAAAAAGAUAUUCACAGUAACCAUCAUCAUCCCCUCAAACAUUUCCCCUCUUCUCUGCAGUCCGUAACUUUUCACUGGGGUGCCAUUCUGACAAUAAAUGCAACAUAAUUCAUUGAUCAAGGGGCCUGGCCCUAAGCUUUGCCCUGGGACCAUCUCAUCAGUGAGGAAAACAGUAUUUUACAGAUGAGCUCAGUAUGUUGUGCUCACUCUCUCGUUAAUACACUGCUACCCUAUCUUAAGAAAUUUUUCAUCCAUAGAAUUACUAUUACAUGAAAAUACAUUCCACAGCCACCUUGCCAGAAUGCCUCAACGAGCAGUCGUGUACCUUCCUUUAGGUAAAAGUGGCACUUUGCUGAUAGUUGAAGGCAGCCAAGAUAUUUCGCUUUGCCAUGUGUUCAGCCAACUAAUAGCAAAGUAAAGAAGAAAAUCAUAGCAACGGGUAUGAAAAGUCCUUGUGCUGCCUCAGCGUGGUCCAUGGAGCGCUGCAUUUCUGUGGGCUGACUUUGGAGCUCAGUCACUGUCCUUGUUAGAUCCUUGUAAGAAGAGGGAAGAAAACAGCACUUAUAUUCAGUUUUGCAUUUUGGAAUUUCUGCAAAUUACAUCAAAAGAAAAGUACUCACACCAUCUGUCUUAUUUGGCAAGAAAUUGCUAUGUAAAAGGGACAAUAUAGAGAACUGUCAAUGUCUGAUUUAUAGUAAGAGGAUUCUUUCAGAAAAUGAUUACAAUCCCCUAUUAAUGAUAAGAAAUCUUAACUCUUUUCUAGCAAGGAUAAAGGGCUGUUUAGCCCUCAGGACUGCAAAAUUAUUUGUAAACAAUGGACACUUGGAACCCAAAGCAGGGAAACAAACACGUGGAAGACAUGCAUUCCUAUCACCGUGACCAAGAAGCAGACUGCAUCUGCAGCCCCUGUACACAGAAAUGUUUCUUGGCCAUCUCACUGCCAGCAGGGAAAUACAAGUAGCUCAGAGAUCACUUGUGUGCUUCAGCAGCUAAGCUGAAUAUUUCCCGAUUCCGGCAGGUACUGCAGGACACAGACUGACUCAUGUCAGUGCAUCCAGCAAGCACACAUCCAGUAAGGUACUUACGUAUGAGUUUAUCAUGACACAGGCAACUGCCCCAGCAGCCCACAGGAUGCUCAAAGUGCUCGAUAUGGUCAGGUUCGUCAGGGGUUUCUGAGGACACCGAGCAGAGAGAGGCUGUUUUAGCUGCAAUUAGCGAGUACGUCUUUGAAUCAAAACAAUACACGUUGUGCAGGGAUGCUGAUUAAUAAACUAACAUCAGUGACAGGCAUAAAGACAAACCCUGAGACUACUGUUGACUUGACUUAAGCUUUUGCUUCUCUUGCUGGUCUAUUAAUAAACUGAAUAUUUCCAUAAACCAGA